CCUUUGCCCGAUGGCUUCAAGAAAAGAAGCCCAAUCACCAAUGUAGCCAGAAUUGCUAUGCCAGCUUGCGGGGACUCAAAGGAGUCAAGCUCAUGUAGAUCAGAGAAGACCGUGAAGACCGACAAGACCUGGAUCGUUCAGCACAUAGCACCUCUGCGAGAGCAGCGUGCAGAUGGACCGUUGGAGUUGCGUCCUGAAACUGCGGAAACUGCUGGCCACUCCAAAUCUUCAUGGGACCCGCCCAAUCUGGCAGCCUAUCUACAGCACAGGCCAGAGCUGAAAGAAGAAAACUACCUCAGAGAACGAACGAUGCAAAGAGGUCCAGCGCCUCGCCUCGGCCACUCGGUGCAGCACGUCAUCGACACAGUUCGCGCCACCCGUGCGCGGCGGGAGGCAGGUGCUGCGUCUGCCGAUGCCAAUGGCAAGGAUGAAGCCAAGGAUCGUGAAGGCUCGCCAAGAGGAAGCCCAAGAUCCCCAAGGUUGCCCUAUGCACCAAGAUCUCCGAGGCGAAGCACCUUGUUGGAUCAGUUGCUUCAACAGCAGGUCCUGGGCAAGUCUUCACGAAGCCCAGGAAGCCCAGGAAGCCCAGGAAGCCCAGGAGGCGGAAGCGCUGGAUGCAAUGGUGGGUACAGUGGGUACCCAAUUCCAAAUGCACCAGGAACACUAGAAGCACCACUUCCCUCUACCUCCAGUCUCAGCAUACCUGUGUUGCAUCGAAGUGGCCGUGGGAUGGCCCAUCUUCUAGGGCGGCCUCUGGAGGUGGUGCAGGAAGAGUUUGAGGGCUUUUCGGAAUCUGUGGGCUCAAGGUCCAGACCGUCCAGACCUGUCACAAUUCAUUCUACUCCCAGAGUUGCAGAUCUGCCUGCCAAAGUUAAAUGGGAAACUCUGCUCGCAAGUCGCGAGGCGCGACAGACUGCCGGAUGUCCAACAACAUAUUUGCUGAAGGACCGAUUCAAGACAUGUAAAAUCUCCAGCAGCAUCAUGGCUUCGCGCUUCUCUGAACCCAGCGAUCCGGGGCUAUCCGACUUAAUGCUGCAAGAGUGUACGUGGUGUCGUGCGGCCUUACCAGCAACGGCAGCCAGAUCUGAGCAGGGGGUUGUUCAGUGUCCCAGCUGCCAUCGGAGCUUUGAUGGCAGAAAGGCAAAAGUGAGCAUGUUUGGUGGUGAGGGCCUUCUAUAGUGACUUUGCAAGGACAAAGCUUCCUUGCCCAGAGUUCCUCCAAGUGUUCAACAUGUUGCAGAGCAUCAUCGAAAAGGAC
Messenger RNA from Cladocopium goreaui, 1258 nucleotides. Lineage: Eukaryota; Dinophyceae; Suessiales; Symbiodiniaceae. The record is from the annotation of a GenBank genome assembly.